CAAUAAUAAAAAACCGUACACCGUGCGCGUUAAUACGUAGAACACGAGCAAAUCUAACAAAUUGAAUGAAAUAUGCAGCAUGGUAGAAAAGUGCGGCUGUUAUACAAAACUUUACUGCGAUUGCACCGAGGUCUCCCGGAAGCACUGCAGGAAUUAGGCAACAACUAUGUAAAAGAAGAGUUUAAACGACACAAAAAUUGUUCUGUUGCCGAGAGCCAAUUAUUCAUAAACGAAUGGGCAGAAUACGCUUUGAUCUUAGCGGAACAGUUGGGCUUACGAGGCAAACCUAAGCCCGUGGGAAUGAUUGGAGCAAAUUUGUCACAGAAGCAACUGCAGUACUUCCGAGAUGAACAACUGUCUCAACUAUACGAACUACUGCAAGAAGCUAAGCGGUGAACAAUGCGUGAAUGAAGAAUCGUACGGAAGCGAAUGGAUAGCUGGAACAUCCUUUUCAUUUGCAACACUCAGGUACGAUUCGGGUAGUGUCGGGAAGUAUGCGUCACAAUCGAAACUCUGUUUAAUUUCCGUUAAAUAGACACGGUGACAACGAUCCGAUUCCAUUGCCUCUUUGUACACGCUACUGCCACCGACGAUCCAGACGUUCUCGAUAUUUGCACCAUGGUCAGUUGAAUCUAGCUUGUGUAUAGCUUCUUGAAGACUGCCACAAACAAUUACUUCUGGCGGAAACAUAUGGAUGGCUGGAUUGCGCGUGAGAACUAUAUUUAAGCGAUCCGACAACGGCCGCUUAGUCUCGGGCACUCCGAAGUACGUUUUUCUUCCCAUGAUCACUGCAUUUCGCUUGCUGCUAUCCAAUACUUUUUUCGUCAUACGAGAAAAGUAUCUAAGCUCAUUUCUGCAAACAAACGAGGUAAGACUUUAUAUUUGUGACGAAUAAACGUGGGCUUAAUACUAACUUUA
Molecule: messenger RNA, 918 nt
Organism: Anopheles bellator
Lineage: Eukaryota; Metazoa; Arthropoda; Insecta; Diptera; Culicidae
Gene: Sdhaf3
Product: succinate dehydrogenase assembly factor 3, mitochondrial
Exons: 4
Coding region: 73-396 (107 amino acids)
Biological process (GO): mitochondrial respiratory chain complex II assembly; succinate metabolic process
Cellular component (GO): mitochondrion; mitochondrial intermembrane space
Source: RefSeq, a predicted model, not a curated record